GCGCAGUUUUGAGAAGCAGAGUUAAUAAAUUCCUUCACAGGCUCCACACACUCUCCAAUAAUUUCUCUCUCUGAUUCUGUCCGUUUUCCCCUUUUUUUUGGGUAACCCCUUUUGUUUUUCUCCAGUUUCCGAUCCGAAUUUCCCACAUUCCAUUUCCCAUCUUGUAUUUCCAAAGUUUUUGUCGUUACGGAUCCGCCUUUCUCGCUCUGAACUUCCUCCUCUGCCACCUUCAAUUUUCCACCGUUAUUCCCUUAUAGGGACACCCCGAUUUCGCUGUUCCUUCUUUGUGGAACUGUUCAAAUUCAACGUGUGUGUGUCUCUGUGGUUUUCUUUUUCACUUGGUUCAGACACUUCUUCUUCCUCUUUCUUAGCGAUCCCAGUUCCGUGAUUUUCUCACUGCUUCUCAGUGCGAGAUUUCAUGUGGGUAUUGUGAGUAAUGGUCAUUCUCAGGGCUUGCUGCUGCUGCUUCGAAGAUCUGCCAUGGAAGAUUUCAGAACAGAGCUCGUUUUAGCAAUCCUCCUUGCUUUGAUUUCUGUGGGUUUCGGCGCCACCGACCCUGAUGAUCUUGCGGUUCUCAACGAGUUCAGAAAAGGGUUGGAGAAUCCACAGCUCUUGAAAUGGCCGGUUAAUGAUAACGACCCAUGUGGCCACAAAUGGCCCUCUGUUUUCUGCGAUGGUUCGAGGGUUUCGCAGAUUCAGGUCCAGGGGAUGGGGCUGAAGGGUCCUUUGCCGCAGAAUUUCAAUCGGCUCUCUAUGCUCUCCAACCUCGGCCUCCAGAAGAACGCAUUCUCCGGUCCCCUGCCCUCGUUCGCCGGCCUCAAGAAUCUCCAGUACGCGUUUCUCGACAACAACAAUUUCACUUCCAUUCCCGCUGAUUUCUUCACCGGCCUUGAUAGUUUAGAAGUGUUGGCUCUUGAUGGGAAUGAUUUCAAUGGGAGUUCCGGGUGGAUGAUCCCAAAGGCGUUGAGCAAUUCAGCUCAGCUGACCAAUCUUACUUGUAUGAGUUGUAAUCUGGUCGGUCCGAUUCCGGAAUUUCUGGGGUCUAUGUCCUCGUUAACUGUUCUGAAACUCUCCAACAAUAGACUCACCGGGGGAAUUCCGGCGAGCUUUAGCGGGAUGAUUUUGCAGAUGCUUUGGCUGAAUAAUCAAGUUGGGGAUGGAUUGAGUGGCUCAAUUGAUGUGGUGACGAGUAUGACCUCGUUGAGCAGUCUGUGGCUUCAUGGGAAUCACUUCACAGGACCUAUUCCUGAAAAUAUUGGGAACUUGAGUCUUCUGCAGGAUCUGAAUCUGAAUGGUAAUGAAUUUGUUGGGUUGAUUCCCAAGGGCUUAAGUGAUAUGAAUUUUAACCAUUUGGAUUUGAACAAUAACAAUUUCAUGGGUCCAAUCCCAAAAUUCAAAGCAUUGAAAUUGAGCUAUUCUUCAAAUCAGUUCUGUCGGGCCGAGGAAGGGGUUGCUUGUGCCCCUCAAGUCAUGGCGCUGAUAGAGUUUCUCGCUGCCUUGGACUACCCUUCAAGGCUUGUCUCUGCUUGGACUGGGAAUGAUCCAUGUCAAGCACCAUGGCUGGGAUUGAACUGCAAAUCCGGGGGAGUCUCGGUCAUUAACUUACCGAAGUUCAAUCUGAACGGGACGUUGAGUCCUUCACUUGCAAACUUGGAUUCACUUGUCGAGAUUCGACUUCAGAACAACAAUUUGAGUGGUCAGAUUCCCUCAAACUGGACUGCUUUGAAGUCUCUUACUUUGUUGGAUUUGAGUGGGAAUAACAUCUCCCCUCCUGUGCCUCGAUUCGGUGCCACUGUGAAACUAGUUACGGGUGGGAACCCUUUGUUAGAUGGUAAGCAAUCUCCGGCUACCCCAUCGUCAGGAAAAGGAGGCCUAUCACCUCCCAAUAGCCAGUCUCCCGAUAGCCAGUCUUCUCCGAUGACAGAACCGGGUUUUAAUUCUGGAGAUGACGGUAUAGGACAAAGAUCUAAUCGUUCCAAGGCAUCUAUAAUUGUUUCUACCGUAGUUCCUGUUGUAAGUGUGGUAGUUGUUGCUUUUCUGGUCAUUCCUGUGUCUAUAUAUUUAUGUAGGAAGAGGAGACGCAGUUCCCAGGCUCCUAGUUCUCUGGUUAUUCACCCAAGAGAUCCAUCUGAUCCCGACAAUUUGGUUAAGAUCGUUGUUGCGAAUAAUGCAAAUAUGAGUAAUUCUACUGCCACGGGAAGUGGUUCUGCAAGCAGAAACAGCAGUGGACUUGGCGAUUCCCAUGUUAUUGAAGCUGGAAAUCUGGUAAUAUCUGUACAAGUCCUACGAAAUGUGACGAAUAAUUUUUCUUCAGAGAAUGAGCUUGGUCGUGGUGGGUUUGGAGUAGUUUAUAGGGGAGAAUUGGAUGAUGGAACAAAAAUAGCAGUCAAAAGAAUGGAGUCAGGUGUAAUUAGCAGCAAAGCAUUGGAUGAAUUCCAAUCAGAAAUUGCAGUUCUUUCGAAGGUACGGCACCGUCAUUUGGUAUCGCUGUUGGGAUAUUCGGUUGCAGGAAACGAGAGACUUCUCGUAUAUGAGUUUAUGCCUCAAGGGGCUCUAAGCAAGCAUCUUUUUCAUUGGAAAAGCUCCAAGCUUGAGCCUCUUUCUUGGAAGAGGAGGUUAAACAUUGCCUUGGAUGUUGCUAGAGGGAUGGAGUAUCUUCAUGGUUUAGCCCAUCAGAGCUUCAUCCACCGGGAUCUCAAAUCUUCAAAUAUCUUACUCGGUGACGAUUUUAGAGCAAAAGUUUCUGAUUUCGGAUUGGUUAAACUAGCACCUGAUGGUGAAAGAUCUGUAGUAACCAAGCUUGCAGGAACAUUUGGUUACUUGGCUCCAGAAUAUGCCGUGACAGGUAAAAUUACUACCAAAGCUGAUGUCUUUAGUUUCGGGGUUGUGUUAAUGGAGCUUUUGACUGGACUAAUGGCUCUCGAUGAGGACAGACCCGAGGAAAGUCAAUAUUUAGCUGCGUGGUUCUGGCAUAUAAAAUCGAACGAGGAGAAGCUGAUGGCUGCUGUGGAUCCAUCCUUAGGUUGCAAAGAAGAUAUAUUUGAAAGCAUAUGCAUUAUGGCUGAGUUAGCUGGACACUGCACUGCAAGGGAGCCUAGCCAGCGACCCGACAUGGGUCAUGCUGUAAAUGUACUGGCUCCGCUCGUCGAGCAAUGGAAGCCAUUUAAAGAUGACACGGAGGAGUAUUCUGGAAUCGACUAUAGCCUACCCCUUAACCAAAUGGUGAAGGGAUGGCAAGAAUCCGAAGGGAGCGAUUUCAGUUACGUCGAUCUGCAAGACAGCAAGGGCAGCAUACCAGCAAGGCCAACAGGGUUUGCAGACUCGUUCACUUCGGCUGAUGGUCGUUGAACUAGGUACCUCCAUGCUUCUCUUUGCCUCGUGCUUUUUCUCUAGUAGGUGGAUAGCUGGUUGCGCGUUGCUUCUGUUUCGAUACAUUGUCAUAUAUGUUUCGAUUUCUUUCUGCUUCUGCUAUGGGAUUGAUUUGAAAGAUUUCUGAUGCCAGAGAAAUCUCAAGUGUAGGAUUACGGUUUUUCGGAUAAUGUCGAUGUAGAUAGAUAUCAAUGGUUCUUGAAACUAAAUAGUUACUUCGUAUAUAUUUUUUUUUUUUGUUAUUUUGUGCUUGUAAAUUCCUUGUGAAACAGAUUUGCAAAAUGCCCUCUUGUUUGCUCUUCUUGCA
Momordica charantia (bitter melon) is the source of this 3676-nucleotide messenger RNA. Its product is annotated as receptor protein kinase TMK1. Gene Ontology annotation, molecular function: ATP binding; protein binding; protein kinase activity. NCBI's taxonomy places the organism in Eukaryota, Viridiplantae, Streptophyta, Magnoliopsida, Cucurbitales, Cucurbitaceae. The record is from RefSeq and is a predicted model, not a curated record. Gene Ontology annotation, biological process: protein phosphorylation.